GGGCUCAUAUCGCUCUCUCUCCUUUCUCCUUCUCUCUUCCACCACACGCACCUCCGCUCCUCCUCCUCCUCCUCCAUAUCCGUCGUCAGCGAGCACAAAACGCACCACAAGAAAACACCAAACACCCAAUGAAGCGCACAAGCCGGAGAUGCUAGGAGCGAGCAGUUAGAAGCACACUCUCUCCUCCCUCCAGAAGACGCCUAAAGAAAGCACCUUGGACUCCUGCUGCGGAGAUCUGGAUUUGAACCCUUUCCGGUACUAGUGAAUGUAAGGAUCGCUCGGAUACAGAAGGCAGGGAAUCAAAAGCCAUCACCAUGAAUUUUGUUAUGAAGCAAGCGCUGGGAGGGGCCACCAAAGACAUGGGCAAGAUGCUGGGGGGUGAGGAGGAGAAAGACCCUGAUGCAGCGAAGAAGGAGGAGGAGCGGCAGGAGGCCCUAAGACAGCAGGAGGAGGAGAGGAAGGCCAAGUAUGCACGCAUGGAGGCUGAGAGGGAGAGCGUGCGCCAGGGCAUCAGAGACAAGUAUGGCAUCAAGAAGAAGGAGGAAAAGGAGGCUGAGGCGGCUGCAGCCAUGGAGCAGGCCUCCGAAGGCAGCCUGACCCGCCCUAAGAAGGCUGUCCCGACCGGAUGCGGGGACGAGGAAGAGGAAGAGAGCAUUGUCGACACCGUUAUGAAGUUCAUCCCCACCCCACUCAUGGACAUGUUCAGUAAAAAGUAAAAAGUCAACAUGGCCGACAGUCAUCCAUACCCUCUUCUGACCCUCACUGUCUUCUGCUGGGCUGCGGGGGGGCGCACUCGUGCAUUCUUAGACUUCCUCCUCUGGAGGAGUUGAAGAGUUCAGACCAAUCCCCUUCACUCCAAAAAGCAAAUAUCUAAGUUAAUGUUACUUGAAUAGUAUUAAGAGAGUAUUCAUUUUGGAUUUUUCCAAAUGUAUUUCUGCCAUUUUUUUAAUCAUUUUGAGCCAAAUUAGUUGGCCAUGGAGUGAAAUAUUUAUCAGAUAUUUACGAAUUGUAUGCAAAAAUUUCUUAAUUCAUGGAUGGCUUGAAAAAAAAAAAAAAAAAAGAAACCAGACAGAAAUGCAAAAAAACAAAAAAAACAAAUCAGAAACAAAAAAAUCUAAACUUGUCAAAACUCUUCAAAUAUUAUUAAUUCAAGUAAUAUUAGCUGUAGAUUUUUUGUUUUUGCAGUGUUCAGCUCCUAUAAAUGAGCACUCACACUUUUAAGUUUGUAAAUAAAUUAAAGGUUUUCUGUAUAUGGGUAAAAUAUUAUAAAAAUAUUAGUAAGAUUAUAAGCCAUAUUUUUAACUUGAUAAAUUUAUCCAGAUCAUAUCAGAAUUUGAUUAAUAUUGCUGUUCUGUUGUUGCCAGUACUGUUUGGUCCAUAUCUGUACAAGGCUCUUUCUUCUGUUGGUGUCCGAUGUUCCAUUGGUGUUUAAUGUGAUUGGUACAAGUGACUUAAUGGCAGAGGUGGGUGGAGUAAUCAAAAAUUGUAGUAAUGUUACUUCAAAAUAAUAUUACUCAAGUAGAAGUACAAAAUAGUGGUUCAAGAAAUGACUCAAGUAAGAGAGAGGAAAAUUACUACUCAAGUAAUAGUAACUUCUUUCAGUCUCUAACUGUAAGAUCUGAUUUACAAUUUGAAGUUAAUCUAACGCAAAAAAAAAAAGACAAAAACUGCAUUAUAUCUGAAUGACCGGUGCAAGAAACACAAAUGUUCAAAGAAUUUCAUAUUGUCAACAUAAAGACUUACACACAGUGGGAAAAGUAACCAAAACUUAUGAUCAAGUAGAGUACUACUUCAAUAAAAAAUUACUCAAGUAGGAGUACAAGUAUGCUGUCAAAAAAGUACUCUGAAAAGUACAAUUUGUUCAAAAAGUUAAAUAUAUCUGCAUACUGCCCACCUCUGCUUAAUGGACCCACUCAUGUCAACGCAUGCAGACAACUUGUGAAGAAGAGUACAGCUGAUGUAUGUACACUUAUUUAUGGCCAGAGAUCAGUAGCAAUAACAGUUUCCUCUUCCCAAACUCCAAGUGGUUCUUUCACAAACAUCUGUCCAGAGAACAAUAAAUGUCAUUCCACUUUCAUUUGCAUCCAUCAAGUUGUGUGCAAUCCUCAUCCAAAGUGUGACGAGACAGUGAUGAUAGUGCAAUAUAAAAGUUGAAGUCAUGGUGUGACAGUACGUGGAUCUAUCAGCAAUAACAGACAAUCUUCAUCAUGUUAGAAGCUACACUGUGUUGCUGUGAGAUGUCUCUGUUUGGAAGGCGUCAUGAUGGGGCUGGGCGAUAUGUCAAUAUGCCAUUUUGGUGAAAUGAACAUUAUUAGCUUCUUUGUUUAAAGCAGACUUACGGUCGAACAGAGGCCCCUCCUUCUAUUUGUCAGCCUCAGUCAUGCUCUGAGUGACAGGUGGAUGUAACCAAUCACAGACAAGUGUCAACUUUCAGAAGCAGAAGUAGAUUGCUUGAAAUGUCCUCCUAAAGAACACAUAUUAUGCAGAAUUUCCUUUUAAACACACCAUAACGUUGUUCCCCCAUCAAAAAAUCCUGGAGCAAUAUUUUGCUUUAUUACCACUAAUUCUAAGCCCCAUAAAAUCACAUGACUUUGUCAUUCCCAAUUUUGUGACACUACAGGUUUUUAAGUCCAUACACCAAUUUUUUUUGCUCAUUUUAACUGGGGCUUGUCAGGCUGCCGUAGAUGGAGACCUUACCACAAUUUCCACUAUUGGCGCAUACCUGUAGAAACCUGUGGUGUCUAUUGUCAGAAUAUAGCCAUUAUUUUAAAUUCUAAAACAUGAGAUACCAAAGCAAAGGUACUCAAGAGCAUGUUUAAGGGCCAAUCAGAAUACAAAUCAUAUAUAAUAUUUGUUCUUUAAAAGCCAAUAUAAAGCUUUUUUUUUUUUUUGGCAUAUUGCCCACCCCUACGCCAUGAACACUAUGUUUACAUUGUACAAUUGUCUUAAUAACACAAUGUGACCUUCCAUCAGAGUAGUGCCUGGCCCUUAGCUCUGAUGAAGCUAGAAAACAACUCUACAAACAGUAAACUUCCAAAUGUGGCCAAACCUAUGAUGUAUGUAACAUAGCACAAUGCUGCUCCAUAUGUUUACACCUGUAGUUGUACUGACGUGCACACUAGCGCCCCCCACAUAUCUAGGCUACAGGCUGACACUGCAAUGGCACAAAAGCUUCAGAUUCUUUGAAUUGAGAUUCUGGCUCUUUGUCCUACAAUGAGCUCUAGACAUUCCACAGACUCUAAACAUUCCACUGCUCUGGUGCUGCUAUGUCCACUCCAGAGGUCCUAGUAUUUCAAAUUCUUUUUUAGCUGCCAUGAUGGAUGACUGUGUUGUGCUGUAAAGGGUUGAAAAUGACACAUGGCUAGUGUAUUUCUGCCACUUUGGGCUGAAGACAAGUGGGCCCUGGCAGCUCAGUGCUUCUGUGCUGUCAGCCAAACAGCACACUUCCUGACUUAUUUAUGAAACGCUGUGUCAGGUUCAACUCCCAUUGAUAUUUUGUGGCUGAUGUCAUCAACAUUCCCUCGGGGUGUGAUGCUAAGCAUUGCUCUGUUACUCAAGUUAGACUUUUAUCUGAGAUUUGUUUAAAAAUAAUCAUAAUGACCAGAAAGAACUGACUUGGCUGGAACUACAACAGGUGAGCUGUGUUUGUACUGUUAAAUAAGUUACUCUUAAAUAAUAUUACAGUCACAAUGUAGCGAGUAUUAGCUAACUUUUUUUUUUUUUUAGUCACUCUCACUGUUUUUGUUGAAAGUCAAUCACCUAAAUGAAUUCAUAAAAAGUAGUAUUUAUCAUAGGCUCCUAAAUCUAUUUUGUAUUUUUUCUUGAGUUUUCAGACUUGCCAUGGUAACUACUGAAGAUUCUGACAUAUACAUACAUGCAGUCCACCCCCCACGUGAUGUCACUGCAAAGUAUCAAUAUACUCCAAUACAUGUUCCAUGUGGUCUGCCAAUACCACUGCCCAAAUCAUAUUCAGAGAGGAGAACCAAAGAGCUGGUCCACAUCCGGCAUGAGUUAUUUCAUACGUAGACCACUGUAGACAUUCUCAGGUUUUCUACUUGUAGGACUCAUAGGGACUUUGAGGUGGGGAAUAUUUACUGCCCGAGACUAUAACAAAGUUCCCUCCAAAAAUACUUCCAUACUUCAACCUCCUCCAUGCUUGAAGACAGGCAACAGCAAGGCAAAAUCUGGGCUGUCAGGAAACGGACCCAUGUAUAGGAGAAUUUCUAAAUGUCCAUCGUUCACUGCCUUUUAAACCAUUAAAUUCACUGCAAAAAGUAUGGGGUACAUUCAUGUGGUCCACAUGUUUCUGGGUUGAGCAUAGUGUUAAUGGUGCUGUACCUGAUUUUUACUGUCUUAAAAAUAUGUCCAAAGUUAUUCCUCAAUAACCUUAUGCAUUCUGAGCAUCCUAAUAACUCACCGUGGUCUCCCUCUGAUAUGCCAUGACGGUAAUGCUAACAACAACUAGCAUGCCAAUUCAUGUGUCAGUCUGAACUGUGAAUUGGCAUUGGACAAUAAAAUGCUUUCUAAUUAUGGACUAAGCUCUCUGCUGUGUCUAGAGCUGCUUAAACAAUAUAUCUCACGACAAAUUUUGUUCCAAUAUGGGGAAAAAAUCCGAUACAGGCCAUUUAAUGUACCAUUUAAAUAAUUGUAUUGUUUAUUUAAUGCAACUUAUCCCGGAUGUCUUUCAUCUCUCUUGUAAUUUUGCCAUUUUUAUGUUAGCAACAGUUUACAAUAACUACUAAAAUUAGCAAUGUUAAGACAAAGACCUUGUAAGUACUUUUUCCAACUUGUUUUGUUUUUAGAAAUAUAAUUUUCCAGAAAUAAUGAGGACCACAUAAAUGCACCAUAGUUAUUAAUCACUGCCCAACCACACUGCCUAGGUCAUUCGUAUUGAAAUAUGACAAUGUCCACUGUUACGACUGAGGCUUCCUCCACUCUGAUGUACAACUGCCUAAACAUGCCACUCUUUGUGACUUGUUGUGUGUUCUCUCUUUUGUCGCUGUUGUUGCAGAGAUUGUCCCUUUGUCUGUACUGGUCCUGUUUCUGUCUUUUGGUGCACUGUAUUUUGACCUACACUACAAGUGAAAAGUUUGGACACAUUUUUUGAUUUAUUUUUAUGACUAUUUAUAUUGCAGAUACUCACCAAAAUAAUCAAAACUAUGAAUGGAUACAUAUGGAAUGCAGUAAACAGAAAAUAAUUGAAAUUUCUUGCCCCUGACAUGGCAGACCUGCGCAGUGAAAACCAUUUCAUCAUGAAGCUCACUGAGAGAAGGCCAAGGGUUUGUAGUGUUUUCUUUUUUUUUUCUCUUUACUACAUAUUAUAUCUUGCAUCAUAUAUUUAGCAUCUUCUGUAUGUGUCUAAAAUGUAGAAAGUAGUAAACAUAAAUAAACAAAAACAUUGAGAAGGUGUGUCCAAACUUUUGACUGAUGGCGUACCAGGUUUUUUUGGUUGUGUACAGUCUGGGCCCUCUCCCCUGCCUCUCUGUAUGUGACGUGUGCAUGCUCCGCGGUGUGAUGUAGACCGGUUGUUGCGUAUCCGUGUUUUGUCCCGUGUACUCACCUGUUCUGAAGUCUCACUGCAUGCCAUGUAGAACCAGGAUCCAGUCUGUAAUUGUACUGUAAAAAUGGAAUCACCUCACACUCGGAGAAUAAAGUGAUUUCAUAG
Messenger RNA from Periophthalmus magnuspinnatus, 5665 nucleotides. Its product is annotated as complexin-1-like. Gene Ontology annotation, biological process: neurotransmitter transport; synaptic vesicle exocytosis; regulation of neurotransmitter secretion. The transcript has 4 exons. The record is from RefSeq and is a predicted model, not a curated record. Bases 315 to 716 code for a protein of 133 amino acids. Gene Ontology annotation, cellular component: terminal bouton; SNARE complex. Gene Ontology annotation, molecular function: syntaxin binding. NCBI's taxonomy places the organism in Eukaryota, Metazoa, Chordata, Actinopteri, Gobiiformes, Gobiidae.